Molecule: messenger RNA, 1052 nt
Organism: Molossus molossus (Pallas's mastiff bat)
Lineage: Eukaryota; Metazoa; Chordata; Mammalia; Chiroptera; Molossidae
Gene: KDELR3
Product: KDEL endoplasmic reticulum protein retention receptor 3
Exons: 5
Coding region: 157-801 (214 amino acids)
Biological process (GO): protein retention in ER lumen; endoplasmic reticulum to Golgi vesicle-mediated transport
Cellular component (GO): endoplasmic reticulum; membrane; cis-Golgi network
Molecular function (GO): ER lumen protein retrieval receptor activity
Source: RefSeq, a predicted model, not a curated record
GCUGGCGGAGCGGCGGCCCCGGGCGGAGUGCGGCGCGCGGAGGCGCGGACAGGGGCGCGCGGGACCCACAGGACGGGCCGCGGACGUGGCAGCCGCCUCGCCCGCCAAGAAGUUUCCCAGGAGUUGGCUGCGCGCGGGUGCCGGGCCGGCUGGACCAUGAACGUGUUCCGUAUCCUCGGCGACCUGAGCCACCUCCUGGCCAUGAUCUUGCUGCUGGGGAAGAUCUGGAGGUCCAAGUGCUGCACAGGCAUCUCUGGGAAGAGCCAGAUCCUUUUCGCUCUCGUCUUCACCACCAGGUACCUGGACCUGUUCACCAACUUCAUCUCCAUCUACAACACAGUGAUGAAGGUGGUUUUCCUCCUCUGCGCCUAUGUCACAGUGUACAUGAUCUAUGGGAAAUUUCGGAAAACGUUUGACAGUGAGAAUGACACCUUCCGCCUGGAGUUUCUUCUGGUCCCGGUCAUUGGCCUCUCCUUCCUUGAGAACUAUAGUUUCACUCCCCUGGAGAUCCUCUGGACUUUCUCUAUCUACCUGGAAUCGGUGGCCAUCCUGCCCCAGCUUUUCAUGAUCAGCAAGACUGGCGAGGCUGAGACCAUUACCACUCACUACCUGUUCUUUCUUGGGCUGUACCGGGCACUCUACCUAGCUAACUGGAUCAGGCGGUACCAGACUGAGAAUUUCUACGACCAAAUUGCAGUGGUGUCCGGAGUGGUACAAACCAUCUUCUACUGUGACUUCUUUUACUUAUAUGUGACCAAAGUCCUUAAAGGAAAGAAGUUAAGUCUUCCAAUGCCAAUUUGAGUGCCCUCAGAGAACACGGACAUGAAGCCAACUAUUUGAGAUGUUCUACUGAGUGACGACUUACACACAACUCAGACCAAAUGUUAAAAUUAAAGUCAGAAAAAUGAUCAGUAUGGAUGGAUUUCAGUAAAGCACUGAUCAUUCUAUCUGGGAGACAUCAUCGAUACCUCCUUUAGAGGCAACGAAAAAACCUGGGGCAAUUACACAAAAAUGGUGCCAUACAAUGUCAACAGGAAUGUCAAGAUAACUUA